AUGGCAAAAACAUUGAAUCAACUCCCAAACUUCCAUGUGUGGCGGAACGAUCGAUUUUGGCUUGCAGGAGAUCAUGUUGUCGAUCCUCGGACAUAUGACACACCCUUGAACCGGAGAUUACUGGCUGCGGCUGACAAGGUGGCUAUGGACCAUAAACUAACGGAAUGGAAAGGUCCAAAUUAUACCAUCCUUCACACCGAAUUUACAAGAGAACGAGCCCAACCCGGUCAGCUCAUUCUUGGAUCCGACUCACAUACUUGUUCGGCAGGCGCAGUGGGAUGCUUGGCCAUCGGCCUUGGUGCCGGAGAUGUCGCGAUGGGACUGGUGACUGGAGAAACCUGGCUCUCUGUGCCGGAAUGUAUUAACAUUCGAUUCAUUAACCAACCGCAAUUGGGUAUUGGGGGAAAGGAUAUCAUACUUUAUAUCCUGGGUAAGCUGAAAAGAAACACGGUUGCAAUGGAUCGAGUUGUGGAGUUCUCAGGCCCAGGAUGCCAGUAUCUCUCUGUGGACGCACGAUUCGCUAUCUCGAAUAUGUGCACUGAAUUCGGCGCAAUCACCGGCACCUUCAUUCCGGACGAUAUCACCAAAGCAUAUGUGGAUGGCCGACGGGGCAGACACCACCGCUCGACCUCGUUGUAUUUCCUCCCCGACGACGAUUGCCAAUAUGCAGAAGUCUAUGAGAUAGAUCUCUCUCAGAUCAAACCGUUGUUUGCCGUCUACCCUUCACCAGACCAGGUUGUCCCUGUGACAGACAAAGUCGGGAUGAGAUUGGAUGGCUGUUUCAUAGGUGCUUGUACCACUACCGAAGAAGACCUAAUUCUCGCAGCUUUGGUCCUCCAAGUUGGUUUGCGAAAGCAGUUGCCGUUGGCCCCUGGAAAACGAAAAGUCGUUCCGGGAUCAGUUCCGAUUCGGGCACGACUUGAAGCCCUGGGGUUGAUGGAUGUUUAUAGAGAAGCCGGCUUCGAAAUCGGCGCACCAGGCUGCAGUUACUGUGUUGGCAUGGGAGCUGAUCAAGCACACGAAGGGGAGGUUUGGCUCUCGUCGCAAAAUCGAAACUUUAAGCAUCGAAUGGGCAAGGGGUCCAUCGGUAACCUUUCCUCAGCUACAACGGUCGCCGCGUCUGCAUUCUCCAUGACGGUCACAGAUCCGACGAGCUUCAUCGAGGAAAUUGACUCCCGCUUUAUUGACACACUGAAAGCUCGCCCUGGCCGUACCAAAGCAAGCCACAUCACGUCCCUGAUACCCGGGAGACAUGUUCAAUACUCUGAGCCAAAUUUCGUAUCUCUCCCCAUCGCCGAUGAGGAACAAACACUGUGCCCGACAUCAGCGCUAGACUUGGACCAGACGAUGAAUAGUUCAGAGCGACGGACUGGGGUUCAGACGGAUCCAGCCGUCGCGACAAUCAGCAGCAAGGUGAUCAGGCUGGGUGACUUUGUUGACACCGAUCAGAUUGCACCUGCCGAGUCUCUGGUCACAUGUAACACCGACGAAGAGUUAGCUGAAUACUGCAUGAAACACGUCAUGCCAGACUUUCGAGACAAAGUUCGCAGUGGGCAAAGAGUCGUUGUCGCAGGGAAAGCGAUGGGUUGUGGCUCUUCCAGAGAAGCGGCGGUGAGAGCGUUGAAAGGCUUGGGAGUCGAAUGCGUGAUAGCUCGGUCAUUCGCAUUCAUAUUUGGUCGCAAUGCUCCUAACGUUGGACUACUAUGCUUCAUUAUCGACGACGACAGCUUUUUUGAAGCGGCCAUCGACGGGGCUCAUAUUGAAAUACGUCUAAAUGAGAGGGUAGUUUGCAUUUGUGAUAACGAGGGCAGUGAAAGUGGCCGCACCGGUGCUCAUGCCUUCCCCUUUAAGUUGUCGAACAUGGAACUGUCGCUGUACCAGAAUCAAGGCUUGAUUCAAUCAUAUCAACAGUUAGGAAAGGCGAUUUUCAAAGGGCUUGCAAAAGAAAACCGCAACGACAGGAGUUCAAGCCUUGUACCAGAGAUAAUGCAGGAGUUGGAUAGUCCCAGUUCGCUACAGGAGCUCCAGUGGUAA
Messenger RNA from Fonsecaea multimorphosa CBS 102226, 2034 nucleotides. RefSeq lists its product as uncharacterized. Gene Ontology annotation, molecular function: hydro-lyase activity. The record is from RefSeq and is a predicted model, not a curated record. The coding region runs from base 1 to 2034 and encodes 677 amino acids. Lineage: Eukaryota; Fungi; Ascomycota; Eurotiomycetes; Chaetothyriales; Herpotrichiellaceae. The transcript is spliced from 7 exons.